This is a messenger RNA of Etheostoma spectabile (orangethroat darter), 3168 nucleotides long. RefSeq names its product beta-galactosidase-1-like protein 2. Gene Ontology annotation, biological process: carbohydrate metabolic process. Bases 424 to 2352 code for a protein of 642 amino acids. The record is from RefSeq and is a predicted model, not a curated record. Lineage: Eukaryota; Metazoa; Chordata; Actinopteri; Perciformes; Percidae. The transcript has 19 exons. Gene Ontology annotation, molecular function: beta-galactosidase activity.
UUUCGGGACGGUCCCUACAGGAGUACAGUCGGGUGUUUGUGUGUCGGCUACUGUUGGACAACUAAUGCUAGGCUACUGACGCUAGCUUCCCCUGAUAUCAGAUACUGGUCACACUAGCAAGUUUAACAUUCGUCUUUCAUAGACAUGUUUAGUUUUUUGAAAUAGUAAUCCCGGAAGUAACGAUACGAAUAAUUUAGCGUUAAUUGUGUGAUUAUGGGGUAGCUCAACUUCAAUGGCGUUACAUGAUUUUUGAAACUGGAAUAUUAGCCUAAAACGUUAGAUGUGACACAAUCGUAAGAUAACGGGAUUGUAGUUCACAUUGGAAAGAAAAUGAUAACGUUAUGCACUUGAAGUCGCAUUACACAAGAGACGUUCAACGUGUUAGUGUUAGCCCACUUAAGUUAAGUUGUGUUGUUAUUGCCAAUGGAACGCUUACCAAUGGUUGGGCUUCGUCUGUCCCUAAAGCAAAGAUAUUUUCUCCUGCUGUGUUUUGCUGUCGGAGCGAUAAUUGCCUAUCAGUUUGCAAGGAAUCGCCUUGAAGUAGAAAGAAUGAGCCGUGUGGAGGGUCUGAUGGCCAACUCGUCUCAGUUCACUCUGGAGAGAAAACCCUUCCACAUCCUGGGGGGGUCCAUCCAUUACUUCCGUGUCCCCAGAGGCUACUGGGAGGACCGGCUGCUAAAGAUGAAGGCCUGUGGCCUCAAUACUCUCACAACGUAUGUGCCGUGGAACCUGCAUGAGCCUGAGCGAGGGGUGUUCAACUUUGAGGAUCAGUUAGAUUUAGAAGCCUACCUCCGCCUUGCAGCCAGCUUGGGCCUCUGGGUGAUUCUACGUCCAGGGCCGUACAUUUGUGCUGAGUGGGAUUUAGGGGGACUACCCAGUUGGCUGCUACGGGAUCAAAACAUGAAACUAAGAACAACCUACCCAGGAUUCACUGCUGCAGUCAACUCCUUCUUUAAUCAACUAAUUAAGAAAGUUGUUUCACAUCAGUACUCCAAGGGUGGCCCAAUUAUAGCAGUUCAAGUGGAGAAUGAAUAUGGCUCCUUUGCUAGAGAUGAAGAUUACAUGCCUUUCAUCAAGGAGGCAUUAUUGUCUAGGGGCAUCACAGAGCUGCUGCUGACCUCAGACAACAGGGAUGGACUAAGGCAUGGCGGAGUGAAAGGAGCACUAGAAACCAUCAAUUUCCAGAAACUCAACCUGAAUGACAUCAAGUAUCUUGAUGGAAUACAACCUAACAAGCCUAAGCUGGUGAUGGAGUACUGGUCUGGCUGGUUCGAUCUUUGGGGGGACCUUCAUCAUGUGUACACAGCUGAGGACAUGAUACCUGUGGUUACAGAGAUCCUUAAACUGGGCAUGUCGAUCAACCUCUACAUGUUCCACGGAGGGACAAAUUUUGGCUUCAUGAGUGGAGCGUUUGCUGUUGGAAUACCAGCACCUAAACCUAUGGUCACCAGCUACGAUUACGAUGCUCCAUUAUCCGAGGCUGGGGAUUACACCACCAAGUACCAUCUUCUGAGGAAUUUAUUCAGCCACUACCACGCCCAGCCUCUACCUGAACUGCCCUCUCAUCAGGAAAGGAGAGCGUACCAGCCUGUUGUCAUACACCAGCACCUGUCUCUGUGGGACAGUCUGCAUUUCACUGACAAGCCUUUGAAGUCAGAGAAGCCGGUGAACAUGGAGAAUCUCCCUGUCAACAACAACAAUGGUCAGUCUUACGGCUACACGCUGUAUGAGACCACCAUCACCAGCAAAGGAAUCCUCAACUCAAAGAACAACAUCAGAGACAGAGCACUGGUUUUUGUGGACAAACAUUUUGUUGCUGUUCUGGAUUAUAAGACCCAGGAACUUGCACUCCCUGAUGGGAAGAAGGGAAAAAGAACUCUAAGUUUACUGGUUGAGAACUGUGGACGAGUGAAUUAUGGGAAAACCCUGGAUGACCAGCGCAAAGGUCUUGUGGGAGAUAUCGAGUUAAACAAGCGCCCCCUCUGUGACUUCAUUAUUCGCAGUCUGGAUAUGAAGCCAGGCUUCGUAAACAGACUUGAGAGUUCAGGCCACUGGAUGUCUAUGCGCCAGCGGCCAUCCUUCCCAGGGUUUUUCCAGGCCAGACUCUAUGUGAACAGUUUUCCUAAAGACACUUUCAUCAAGCUCCCUGGCUGGAGCAAAGGUGUAGUGUUUAUCAACGGCAAGAAUCUGGGUCGCUUCUGGUCCAUCGGUCCUCAGCAAACCCUCUAUGUCCCAGGGCCCUGGCUUCACAAGGGGGACAACCAGGUCAUAGUGUUUGAAGAGCAGGAAACAGAUGGGAAGAUUCUGUUUGCCACCAGUCCGGACUAUGGCAUGACUGUUGAUGUCCAGUGAUGACAGAGAGUGGAGCGUGGAUGAAGAGAGGAGGAUGAUGGGAGAUUAGCUGGAGAGAACACAAUUGAGACGAUCGCCCCAAGCUUUGUAUACUCAGGCACUGAUGCCCCCAAAAGUGGCAAACAUCAGCUAGUGAACAUGUAUUAUUAACCUGCAUUAAAACUUCAUAAUGCGAGACCAUUGAACUGUGUAUGAUUAGAAUAAAGUGUUGUAAAAUAUCUUCCUCCCACAGUCUUAAUUUAUAAAUUGCAGGCUGCAAUAAAAGAACUCUGUUUCAGUAAGGCCAACCAAGCUUUAUUUAUCCUGCACACCAAGGGCCUGUUUGAUAUACCACUGGCUGCUUUUCAAAUUUACUUUCUCAUGAUAUGCUGUGAACUCCUGAAGGGAAGUCAAGAACUGUGUUUGAAUAGCAUUUUUGAAAACUCAUCUGUGGUGUGUAGUGCUAAUUAUUUUCUUUAAUGAUUGAUGCCACAGGAACAGAAGCUGUUCUGUCACAUUUGAAGACUAAGCAAUGUAUAUUAACCAAAUUGCAUUGUAACAUACUGUAGCAUUGUACAAUAUGGAUAGGUAAUCUAAAUGUAAUGUGAGGUUUCCUGUGGUUCUGAAAUCCUGGAUCCAUUUCAUCCACAGAUGUCUAGAUGAGAUCAAAGUUAGCUUAAUGAUAUACAGAAGUGUAACAUUUAAGUGGAGAUUUAGUUACUCAAUUAAAACAUGACACCACAUAGAGUAAUUCUUAUAUAGACAUGAGCUGUCAUUAAAUGUUGCAUUGUAGCUAACGGAACAACCAAACAUAGUUCACACAAUUUUUCUAAAAUU